Lingula anatina is the source of this 1968-nucleotide messenger RNA. Its product is annotated as stomatin-like protein stl-1. Lineage: Eukaryota; Metazoa; Brachiopoda; Lingulata; Lingulida; Lingulidae. Gene Ontology annotation, biological process: mitochondrion organization. Gene Ontology annotation, cellular component: membrane; mitochondrion. The record is from RefSeq and is a predicted model, not a curated record.
GGACCGGAAGCACAUGGCGAUUUGUAAAAUUAGGACCGAGAGGACGAUCGUAUCGUAAUCAUGCUUUCCAAAAAUAUUCUGCGUUUAAGGAUUCUUCGCCCCUUGCCACAGCAAGUCAACCAUCAUCAGACUCGAUACCGGAGUGACCUACCUAUAAACUAUGGGGUGUUAUUUGUACCUCAGCAAGAAGCUUGGGUAGUGGAAAGAUUUGGCAAGUUUUUGAGAAUAUUAGAACCUGGUUUGAAUUUCCAAAUUCCUGUGAUAGAUUCCAUUAGAUAUGUCCAAAGUUUGAAAGAGUUGGCCAUAAAUAUUCCUCAGCAAAGUGCUAUCACUGUAGAUAAUGUCACCAUAGCAAUAGAUGGUGUUCUGUACCUUAAAGUAAUGGAUCCAUAUAAAGCUAGUUAUGGUGUUGAAGACCCAGAAUAUGCCAUUACACAAUUAGCCCAGACAACUAUGAGAUCAGAAAUUGGUAAAAUUGAACUAGAUACAGUGUUCAGGGAGAGGGAGACCCUCAAUACAUGUAUUGUAGAGUCAAUAAACAAAGCUUCAAACUCAUGGGGAAUUGAAUGUUUGAGAUAUGAAAUUCGUGAUAUAAAAAUGCCAGAAAAGGUGGCAGAGGCUAUGCAGUUGCAGGUUGAAGCUGAAAGAAAAAAAAGAGCCUCCAUUCUGGAGUCAGAAGGUGUGAAAGUGGCUGAAAUUAACGUAGCAGAGGGCAAGAAACAGGCCACAAUUCUCGCCUCUGAAGCUGUGCGGACAGAGAAUAUCAACAGAGCUUUGGGUGAAGCAGAGGCUAUUUUAGCCAUAGCUAAUGCACGUGCAGAUGCAACACGGGCAGUUGCCAAAGCCAUUGGAGCUCAGAAUGGUAUGAAUGCAGUGUCCAUGACUGUUGCUGAGCAGUACAUCUCUGCAUUUGGCAAUCUGGCAAAGACUGGUAAUACUGUGCUUCUGCCAACAAACACAGGAGAUAUAAGCAGCAUGGUGGGGCAGGCAAUGACAAUAUACAAGACUCUAAGUACACCAUCUCAAACACAAUUAAUUGAAGAUGCUAAAGGUGCAGAGACUGCGGAAAAUGAAGAAGAGGAGAUUGAGACUCCAGCAGUGUCACCAGGGACAAGUGUGGAAGCAGAAAAUGAUAUAGGAUACAGUGAUCCCGACUCUUUAGGCCCACAUGAAGAACCUGAUCCUACAAAGGAGAAAAAUGACUAAUAAUGUAAUAUUUUAAUAUUAAGGAUUGGUGGAUAAUGUGUUGAAUCCGGAAAUAGUUCAUCUCCCAGUGAUGAAAGACCUCUUGUAUAUAUUUUAUUAGCUUAACACAAAACUAUCUUGUUAGUGAUAAACAUUGAUAAGGACUUGAUUUUGAGUGACUGAAUAAAGUAAAUAGCUUUAUUUAUAUUUCUCAGAGAAAAAAGUGCAAGGCUAUUUGUAUUCUGAUAACAUAAUUUGUAGCAAGUUGCUGUAUAGAUAAUAUUGUGUCAUUAUUCAACAAAUAGGUGUUUUUAGGCUAGACCAGAUAAGAAUCCAGUUUGAAACUAGCUUAGACCCAUCAGAAUUUUUGUUUGGAAUAGGUUAAAGAACGUUUCACCUGGGCAAGAUAAGAAAGGAAAGCAUCACUGCAUGUGUAUUCAUGACAGUAAUGGCACAUGUAUUCAUGACAGUGAUGUUGGGAUUAUACCUUUCGGAUUCCACACCAUUCAUAAAUAAUUUGUAAAUAAAAAAGUCUUUAUUCAUCAGGGUAUUAACCAGAAUAUCAACAUUUGAUAAAUGCCAUUUUGUUUGAAAAGUGAAAACUUUGUUAUUCAAGAAUUCUAGCCCUGAUCUAAGCUACGUGUAGUUCUAAAAUUAACUGGAUUCUGCUUGGGCCUUCAUAAUAAUUUGCCUGACUCAAAACAAAAUGAAUGGCUUGCUGUAUUAGAAUAAUCUAAAAAUAAAGAGAAACUUAUUAUUAUGUCAAUAUGACAUAAACAACAA